AUGGUUUUGCAGAUGAUUAGAAGAUGGAUGUUAGGUGAUGAUGAUGGUGAUGAUGAUGAUGAAUUUGGUUUGAUUGAUUCACUUACUGCAGAGAGAUUAAGUCAUAGAACAGAUCGAGGAGCAGGAUGGCGUCAUGUCCAACAACUUAUGCAUGGAUCAGAUACACAAUGUUAUGACAUUCUCCGAAUGAACCAAAGAACUUUUGAGGCUUUAUGUAAGAUGCUAACUACACGAUAUGGAUUACAAGAGUCUGAAAAUGUCUACAUUGAGGAAUCUGUUGCCAUGUUUCUUGAGGUCGUUGGUCAGGAUAAAACUAUCCGAGAUAUAGCUGCAAGAUAUCAGCGGUCAUUGGAUACAGUGAAAAGGAAGGUUGAUGAUGUUUUGAGUGCUCUCAUCAAGUUUGCAGCAGAUACACUAAAGCCACAAGAAGGUGAAUUUACAAGAGUAAACCCUGUUUUGAGGAAUGAUGAUCGAUAUUGGCCAUUUUUUAAAGAUUGUGUUGGAGCACUUGAUGGAACUCAUAUCCCGGUUCGCCCUCCAAGUCGAUCUGCAGAAGCAUAUAAAGGUAGAAAGCAAGAACCAACAAUAAAUGUUCUUGCUAUAUGUAACUUUGAUAUGAAGUUCAUAUACGCAUAUGUCGGUGUACCUGGUAGAGCACAUGAUACAAAGGUCUUGACUCAUUGUGCGAGGUAUGAACCUUUUUUCCCACAUCCGCCUAGUGGGAAGUAUUAUCUUGUUGACUCUGGGUAUCCCACAAGGAGAGGGUAUCUUGGUCCACAUCGUGGUUUGCGAUAUCAUCUUGGUCAAUUUGCUAGAGGAGGACCACCAGUAAGUGCAAGAGAAUUGUUCAACAGAAAGCAUUCAGGUCUGCGAUCUGUGAUUGAGAGGACAUUUGGAGUGUGGAAAGCAAAAUGGAGGAUUUUGGAUCCCGCAGACGCUACCGCUGCCACUACCGCUUGCGACAAUGAAACGAACAGCACCAUUGUGUUUGCUUUAACUAGUAACUAA
Messenger RNA from Camelina sativa (false flax), 1008 nucleotides. RefSeq lists its product as uncharacterized. NCBI's taxonomy places the organism in Eukaryota, Viridiplantae, Streptophyta, Magnoliopsida, Brassicales, Brassicaceae. The record is from RefSeq and is a predicted model, not a curated record.